CGGAAGUGAGCGUCCCAGCUCCGUCUCUCCUCCAGCUAAUGCUAAUGGCCCCGGAACGGUAAUAAAGCUGCACUCCGAAGAUGGCCGGGGUGUUUGAGGUGGAGGUUGAUGGUGUGGACCACGACCACGGACUGGAGCACCACGAUGAAGCGAACCAGUUUGACGUGUCCAAGCUUUCACCAGAAGAAAAGUGGAGGGUGGAGCAUGCAAGGAUGCACGCCAAACACAAAGGCCACGAGGCCAUGCACGCAGAGAUGGUGCUGAUCCUCAUUGUCACCCUGGUCGUCGCCCAGCUCGUCCUGGUGCAGUGGAAGCAGAGACAUGCAAAGUCAUACAAUCUGGUGACUCUGUUCCAGAUGUGGGUAGUUCCUCUCUACUUUACCACCAAACUUCACUGGUGGAGGUUCCUGACCACAUGGUUUAUCUUCUCUGUCGUCACAGCCUACAUCUCCUACCGUGCCACUCGCAAGCCACUGGCCUGCACCACGCCAAGAUUGGUGUAUAAGUGGUUCCUUCUUCUGUACAAGAUAAGCUAUGCCACGGGAAUCGUUGGCUACACUGUUGUCAUGUUUACACUUUUUGGUAUUAACCUAAUAUUCAGGAUAAAGCCGGAGGAUGCCAUGGACUUUGGCGUGUCACUGCUGUUUUACGGGCUUUAUUACGGGGUCCUGGGAAGGGACUUCGCAGAGAUGUGUGCAGAUUUUAUGGCUUCAACUGUUGGGUAUUACAGUGCAUCCGGCAUGCCCACCAAGCACCUCUCUGACAACAUCUGUGCUGUGUGCGGCCAGCCCAUCCUUGUAGAUGUCAGCGAGGAAGGCAUUAUUGAGAACACGUACAGGUUAUCAUGCAACCAUGUGUUCCACGAGUUCUGCAUAAGAGGCUGGUGCAUCGUGGGGAAGAAGCAGAUGUGCCCGUACUGCAGAGAGAAGGUGGACCUGAAGAGGAUGUUCAGCAACCCCUGGGAAAGGCCGCAUGUCAUGUACGGACAACUUUUAGACUGGCUUCGGUACUUGGUGGCCUGGCAGCCCGUAAUUAUUGGAUUUGUGCAAGGCAUCAACUACGUGCUGGGUUUGGAGUGACGCACAACCGUAUGUCUGAACUGGGCAUGCACGCCAUGCAGAGAAGAUAUGCACUGGCUCAAGAGACUGAGGGCCUAAUAUUAAAACUAAAAUCGUCAAUAAAAAAAAAAAAAAGUGUCUAUACUUUUUGUACAUAUUUAUA
Salarias fasciatus (jewelled blenny) is the source of this 1221-nucleotide messenger RNA. RefSeq names its product ring finger protein 121 (gene rnf121). The transcript has 9 exons. Gene Ontology annotation, cellular component: Golgi membrane; endoplasmic reticulum membrane. Gene Ontology annotation, molecular function: ubiquitin protein ligase activity; metal ion binding. Gene Ontology annotation, biological process: ERAD pathway. NCBI's taxonomy places the organism in Eukaryota, Metazoa, Chordata, Actinopteri, Blenniiformes, Blenniidae. The record is from RefSeq and is a predicted model, not a curated record. Bases 81 to 1079 code for a protein of 332 amino acids.